AUGCGCGGCUUUGCAGAGAUCGUGCGGAGCCUGGCGGUGGCCAACUCCGACCUCGAGGCUCGCUGCUCCGACGGGUCCACGGCAUUGAUCCAAGCGGCCUACGUCGCCAGCCAAACCGAGGGCCCGCGCCGCGCUGCCUGCGCUGUCGUCGUGUCAGUCCUGCGGGAGCUGGGUGCGGACCUUGCUCCCAAAGACAGCUGGGGCAAGACUGCCGAUUAUUACUGCCGGGGUGUGCCGGAACUUGAGAUCGCCAUCAAGUCUGAAGUUCUCGUCACAUGCCCCUACCAGGAUUGCCAUCGAGCGUACCGAGUCAGGCGCGCAGACUACCGAUGCCGCGUCGUGAGAUGUGGCUGCGUGAUCUUCAGGGGCCGCGAGUAUCAGCUUCCCAAGCACGGGAGCCGGGCAGAUCUCCGAGAAUGGCUGCAGGAAAGUUGGGGUUGGGAUGGCUGGCCGGGAGAGGUGCUGGGCUGUGGACGGCCGUUUCGUUUCCCAGACGAUAGUGGCUUGGGCUUAUUCCUUACCUGGUCCGAAGAACUGACAGGUGCUGAGCAUCCCUCCACUGUUGAUGCCGACGGCGACUACUCCAUUGCAACAUCAAAUCUUUGA
Messenger RNA from Symbiodinium sp. CCMP2456, 606 nucleotides. NCBI's taxonomy places the organism in Eukaryota, Dinophyceae, Suessiales, Symbiodiniaceae. The record is from the annotation of a GenBank genome assembly.